CUUGGAAGCUGUCAGGUGCCAUAGCAACCAGAGUAGACAUCAGUCGAAAACAUGGCCAAAGCAACGAGUGUGAAAGAAGCAUUGAACAAAUGGGAAGAAAAGUCAGGACAGAAAGCGGCUGAAGCCACAGAGAUAAAACUGUAUGCUCAGGUGCCACCUAUAGAGAAGAUGGAUGCUUCUCUCAGCACACUCGGCAAUUGCGAGAAGCUAUCGUUGUCCACAAACUGCAUUGAAAAAAUAACUCAUCUAAGUGGCCUCAAGAACUUGAAGAUAUUGUCAUUAGGCAGAAAUAAUAUAAAGGUGCUUAAUGGGUUGGAAGCGGUAGCGGACACACUGGAGGAGCUGUGGAUUUCUUAUAAUCUGAUAGAAAAACUGAGGGGAAUCCAGCUCAUGAAGAAAAUAAAAGUGCUCUACAUGUCCAACAACCUUGUCAAAGAUUGGAGCGAGUUUGCGAAGCUUGCUGACCUUCCAUGCCUCAUAGACCUGGUUUUUGUUGGAAAUCCUCUGCAGGAGAAGCAUUCUGUUGAAGGAAACUGGAUGGAUGAAGCCAGUAAAAGACUUCCUAAUGUGAAGAAAGUAGAUGGAAUGCUUGUCAUCAAACCAAUGGAGAAGGAAUGAGAUGGAAAGAACUGAAAUUUGAUAAAUGUCCAAAAACGCCAACUCACCUCUGAGAAUCUUUUCUUUUUAAGUUUUGCAUGGCUCGUUAUCGUGCUAUUAUUUGUACCAGAAAAUCUUGCAAUCAAGCACAAUAACUACAGAUGUUGUAGGUUUUGGGACCAUAACACAUUUUGUUGAGAUUUUACAAGUUUACCUACAUGAUAAGCACAUUACUAAUACAGAUUGUUAGUUUGUUUGUCCAAUCAGUAAGGAAACUAAGGCUUGGUUAUUGAACACUUGCAGUGGUGGUACCAUUUGUUUGACACAGACUUCAGUGUCGUUCACGUCACAUUGUCCUCUGUUUUCCACAAGAACUAAAGCACAGCAGCACACUAACAACAGAUCUGAGAACCAAGUGGACCAAAUACUGAGCUGAUAGGCUGGCUGUAAACACCUACGUUCGCUCCAUCACAUCACCAUGGCAAGGGGUGGAAAUAAUUUGAAUAUAUAUAUAUAUAUGAAGAUGUGUCAACCGGAAAUAAGCAGAAUCUUUAUUUCCACUCCGUUCCAUGGUGAUAUGAUGGAGUGAACUCAGGCGUUUACAGCCAGACUAUCGCCAGGAGGCUGCGGCGCUCACUUAGUUGGCCUGUGCCUCACGCAAGGUCUACCUAUGUCUUGUGUUGUUUUUUGUUUUUUUUCUUUGUCCUCUUUGCUGUAUUGGAAUGAAAUUUCAAAGGGUCUUGAAUCUUGAAUGACUCCAGUUAUCUAGACCUCUGAGAGAAAUAAACAUCUUAACUUCUCAACUGAUUUAUGAAUGAAUUAAAUGUUUUCCAAGUGGUCUCAGCCGUUACAGUGCAGCAUGCUGUUUAAUUUGCCUUCAGGUUGUCAGUCCAUCACAUGGUUGACGUACUCAAAAAAACAUCCACUCAUACACCACACUAACAGACAGUUUCAUCAUGAAUCUGACUGUCAUUGUGAGAGUAAGCACAGAGCAGACUUUGAAAAACUAUUGCAGAAAUGAGGACAAACAGCUGGUCGAGCUAAGGUCUAAGGCAGAAAUUAAUCUCUUUGAAAAUAUUUAGAAAGUUGUGAGAAAUCCUUGACAGUGGUCUCAAACUUAAAUCUGUUUCUCAUUCCCGAUUUUAGACAAGUUCAUACUUAUGUAAUGAGAUAGCCAUCAUCACUUUUGGAAAACAGCGAGACCUGCUUUUGGAAAUUCAUGCAUCAGCUGUGGAGAUCCAUCAGAAUACCAAGUUCCUUGGACAACCUCAUGUAGACCCUGAACACUU
This is a messenger RNA of Cololabis saira (Pacific saury), 1886 nucleotides long. It is a transcript of the gene dnal1, whose product is annotated as dynein, axonemal, light chain 1. Gene Ontology annotation, cellular component: cytoplasm. The transcript has 8 exons. Gene Ontology annotation, molecular function: protein kinase binding. NCBI's taxonomy places the organism in Eukaryota, Metazoa, Chordata, Actinopteri, Beloniformes, Belonidae. The record is from RefSeq and is a predicted model, not a curated record. Bases 52 to 618 code for a protein of 188 amino acids.